Messenger RNA from Coniosporium apollinis CBS 100218, 1341 nucleotides. RefSeq lists its product as uncharacterized. The transcript has 2 exons. NCBI's taxonomy places the organism in Eukaryota, Fungi, Ascomycota, Dothideomycetes. Bases 1 to 1341 code for a protein of 446 amino acids. The record is from RefSeq and is a predicted model, not a curated record.
AUGAAGCGUUCUGCGCCAACAUCGAAAGCUGCGCCUAAAGCGAAGAAGCCUCGACCUGAGAUCCCAGAUUAUCACCUUACCCCGUCGCUUCGUGAUGUUGAUGGCGAGAUCAUCUGGCCGGCACCCAAAGACCAGAUGGCAGAAGCCAGAAGACUCAUAGUUCAAUGUGCCAAUUCAAACAAGAAGACUCUAAUCUGCCCGGACAAGGACGCCGAUGGACUCACUUCAGGUGUGAUCCUGUAUCGGACGUUGACGCUUCUGGGGCUCUCCUCAGACCUCAUUUCCGUUCACUUUCCCGCCAAAGGUAACAGCCUUCACGACGACGUCGAGCGCGAGACCAUGACCAAGCUCUCGCCGUCCUAUAUCUUUGUCCUUGAUCAAGGCUCUCGGCACUCUCCUCCUUUGAUUCCUUCUCCGCACCAGGCUCUCGUGAUCGACCACCACUACGCCGCCUCCUCCUCCAACUUUCCGGAAGGAGCUAAAUUUGUGACAGCAUGCAAUUCACCGCCUGUAGCCACCUCUUCAUUGCUCACCUACGAGCUCUGCCUUCCCCUGCAUGAAGGCAUCCAAGAAUCCUGUGACUGGCUGUGCGUCAUGGGCACCCACGGGGACCUAGGCAAUACCAUCAAGUGGUCUCCCCCAUUCCCAGACAUGACCGCCUCUCUCAAAAAAUACACCAAGAAAGCCAUUAACGACGCGGUAUCCCUCCUCAACGCACCGCGGCGGACAUCCACCUACGACGUGUCCUCCGCCUGGUCCGCUCUCCUCGCCUCAUCCACCCCCUCCGAGCUCCUGACCAACAGAAGGCUCCUAGCCGCGAGAGCCGAAGUCAACGCGGAGGUCGAGCGCUGCACCCAUACGGCCCCCAAAUUCUCCAUCGACGGCAGAAUUGCUGUAUUUCGCAUCAACAGCCCUGCACAAGUUCAUCCCGUCAUCGCCACCCGAUGGGCCGGGCAUCUCCAAUCCAGGAAGCUCGAGAUCGUACUAUGCGCUAAUGAAGGCUACCGCGAUGACGGAAUGGUCAACUUCUCGUGUCGGGUUGCACGGUGCGCCCGGGAUAGGGAUCCGCCUGUUAAUAUCAUUGAGAUUUUGAAGGCUGUUGCUCAAGCUGCCGAGAAAGGGGAUUUACUUGAACGGCUGGGCGAGUCGUUUGCGAGGGGGCACAACGAGGCGUCUGGAGGGAUUGUGCCAGCGGAGGAAUUUGAGGAGCUGAUAAGGGCGCUAAGGGUUGGUGAGAAGCCGGAGAAGGAAGAGGCGACCGAGACGAAGAAGGGGAAGAGAGAGACGGGCAGCCUGCAAAAAAACACACUGACGAAUUAUUUCGGGAAGAAAGGGGCUUGA